AUGUUAUCCGAUGGUCAAUUUCAAUCUUCUAGUCCCUCAUCUACAAGCGCCUCUGCUCAAAAUAAAGUUCCGUUAUACUCGUUAUUAUCAAAAGAUAAACAGUUUUCUAUACCAGAUGAAUUGUCAUAUGGGACAUGCAGAUGUGUGAGUGAUUUCGAAAAACUCAAUUGUAUAGGUAAAGGUACAUAUGGAAUUGUGUAUCGUGGGCGCGAUAAAAUAUCAAAUGAAAUUGUUGCUCUUAAAAAAGUUCGUAUGGAAAAUGAGCAAUGGGGAAUACCAAUAAGUUCAAUGAGAGAAAUUAAUUUAUUAUUAAAUAUUCAUCACCAAAAUAUUGUGGAAUUAAAACAAGUUGUGGUGGGAAAAUCAUUGAGAUCUAUUUUCUUAGUCCUAUCCUAUUGUGAACAGGAUUUAGCCAGUCUACUAGAUCAUAUGACAUCACCAUUCACAGAAGCACAAGUAAUCGAUGGUCCUGAAUCCGAAUCUCACCUUGGUUUGUGCCGCUAGGCCUUGCAAGU
Molecule: messenger RNA, 515 nt
Organism: Didymodactylos carnosus
Lineage: Eukaryota; Metazoa; Rotifera; Eurotatoria; Philodinida; Philodinidae
Source: the annotation of a GenBank genome assembly